Messenger RNA from Rattus rattus (black rat), 1805 nucleotides. RefSeq names its product leucine rich repeat containing 3B (gene Lrrc3b). The record is from RefSeq and is a predicted model, not a curated record. Lineage: Eukaryota; Metazoa; Chordata; Mammalia; Rodentia; Muridae. Gene Ontology annotation, molecular function: protein binding. The coding region runs from base 715 to 1494 and encodes 259 amino acids. The transcript has a single exon.
GUGGAGGCUUUUGUUGGUUUGCCUCCAGGAAUAUUGUGCACUAAAGGUAAGAGGCACUGCCCACUUCUUAAGUCGGAUGUUUCUUGAGAGACAGUAUUCUACAUUGAGUAUCUUCUGAAAGCCCAUGACAAACAUUUCUAUCUGUGGCCAUUAGCCUUGAAAUAUCAGUUCUUGUUCCUACCCAUGUGCAGGACUGAAUUGCAUAAUGCUUCUGGUACUAUAGGAAGCAUAAAAGACAAUUAAAUUUUAUUGCCUUAGAAGGGUCCAGGAGAGGCGUAGAAGAGAUGGUAAAUAAAAGUUUGUUCUAAUUCUGCCCUGGCUAAAAACAAGGUGAAGGGAUGUGGAAAUGUUGACCUCUAUUGAGUCCUCUCCCCAGCCUUGGGGCUUUCAGGAGGAGAUUCCCAUUACACAGGAAAUCCCUAAUGGCAUGGAUGGAAAUUACCUGCCUACCUCACCUUCCUGCCUCUACUUUAGGCAUACACCUGAGGGCACUUUUUAAUUGCCAUGCACCUCCCCCUCGCUAAAGAGCUAAUUGCAUCUGCUUCCCUUUCCUUUAGGUUCCCAAGCAAGGACUGGAAUAAUGAAGAAGGCUGUGUGCUAGCUGCAUCCGUUUGAACCACCCAGGAAGGAAAUCCAGAGUGUGGUCAGAGGCAGAACCCUUGCAACACUUGGAGUGAAUGAGGAAUGGACUCGUGAUUAUGCAGAGGUUCCAGGAUGAAUCUGGUCGACCUGUGGCUGUCCCGCUCCCUCUCCAUGUGUCUCCUCCUCCAAAGCUUUGUCCUGAUGAUACUGUGUUUUCAUUCUGCCAGUAUGUGUCCCAAGGGCUGCCUUUGCUCUUCCUCUGGGGGGUUAAAUGUCACCUGUAGCAAUGCAAAUCUCAAGGAAAUACCCAGAGAUCUCCCUCCUGAAACGGUUUUGCUGUACCUGGACUCCAAUCAGAUCACAUCCAUCCCCAAUGAGAUUUUUAAGGACCUCCAUCAACUGAGAGUUCUCAACCUGUCCAAAAACGGCAUUGAGUUUAUUGAUGAGCAUGCAUUCAAAGGAGUUGCAGAAACCCUGCAGACCCUGGACUUGUCUGACAACAGGAUUCAAAGCGUGCACAAAAAUGCCUUCAAUAAUCUGAAGGCCAGGGCUAGGAUUGCCAACAACCCGUGGCAUUGUGACUGUACUCUCCAGCAAGUUCUGAGGAGCAUGGCAUCCAAUCAUGAGACAGCACACAAUGUCAUUUGCAAGACUUCAGUGUUGGAUGAGCAUGCUGGGAGACCAUUCCUCAAUGCUGCCAAUGAUGCUGACCUUUGUAACCUCCCUAAAAAGACUACUGACUAUGCCAUGCUCGUCACCAUGUUUGGCUGGUUCACCAUGGUGAUCUCUUAUGUGGUGUACUACGUGAGGCAGAAUCAGGAGGAUGCCCGGAGACACCUGGAAUACUUGAAAUCCCUGCCAAGCAGGCAAAAGAAGGCGGAUGAGCCCGAUGACAUUAGCACUGUGGUAUAGCAACCACGCUGGCUGGCACUGGGAAGGGAGCUUCUGCUUGUAGUAAAAUAAGUGGUUCAGUUCUCCCUCCCUUGUACACCAUUAAAACUUUGUAUUUCAGUUUCUUUGGAAUCAUGUCACUGUUGGACUUUUCACAAACAAUACAACUCUAAUAAUUUUAGUUUAGAUGAUGUCCCCCCAUUAAUUGUGACCCCCUGGUUCCUGAGUGACAAACUCUCUGAACAUUAGUUAGACCCAUCUCACUAUUUAAUAAUGAAAUUUAUUUUUUUAAUUUAAAACUGAAUAAAAGCUUAACUUUGAACCAUGGAAAA